AUGUCAGCGGCAACAAAUAAACUCAGACACAAGGAAACUAGAAAGCAUUGGUCAAGGUAUGUAUGGAAUAACUUUUUACAUCCUAGUAUUGCAAGCAAUAUUUGGAAAUUGGUGCAAGGAAUUUACAUUGAUGAUGCAAUUAUGGUGAAAAAUGGGUAUGAUUUAGCAUCUAGAUAUUGUGUAUGUGAAAAAGAUCAGGAUAGUAUGAACCAUUUACUCUCGAAUUGUGUUGUUAGUGUUGAAAUAUGGGAAUGGAUUUCAGCCAUUUUUCAGUUCAAGGCUCCUAAAUCAUUUGAAGAUGUAUGGAAGUGUGCAGAAAAUAAAAGUCCUCUCAUAAAGAAAAUCUGGAUUACAGCUUCUUGUGUUAUUCUAAAGGAAAUAUGGUUUCAGAAAAACAAGAAAUAUUUUGAAGAGGUUAAACCAAAUGUGCAGACCAUUCAAAGAAAAGUAAUCAAGUAUGUGAAGGAGGGUGGUCUGAGAAUGAAAGGGCAUAAAUGGAGUCAGAUUUAUGAUGAUCAGAUAAUAAAUUUUUUCAGCUUGGGGCACAGAAGCACAAAAUUUCAGUGUAUCAGAGCUUGUUUCUGGUCUCCUCCAACAAAUGGCUAUAUUCUGUUUUGCUGUGAUGGAUCAUCAUUUGGAAAUCCAAGAGGAGCAGGCUUUGGUGUGGUCAUCAGAGAUGAAUUUUUCCAAGUAAUAGGUACCUUAUGUGGUGGUUUGGGAAUGACAACAAAUUAUAUAGCAGAGAAUUAUGCAGUGUUAUGUGCAAUAGAGUUAGCCAUAGAAAGGGGAUUAACAAAGAUCAUAAUCAGGUCAGAUUCCAAAACUGUAUUGCAGGAGUUUGGAGCAGGCAAAAUACCAUGGUUUCUUAGAUCAAGAUGGAGGAAAGAAAAGUCAAGAAUUCCUUCUAUACAAUUUGAACAUUGUUAA
Messenger RNA from Papaver somniferum (opium poppy), 927 nucleotides. RefSeq lists its product as uncharacterized. The transcript has a single exon. The record is from RefSeq and is a predicted model, not a curated record. NCBI's taxonomy places the organism in Eukaryota, Viridiplantae, Streptophyta, Magnoliopsida, Ranunculales, Papaveraceae. Gene Ontology annotation, molecular function: nucleic acid binding; RNA-DNA hybrid ribonuclease activity. Bases 1 to 927 code for a protein of 308 amino acids.